AUCUGCAGCAGGCAGAGGCAGCAGAUCACGUCCCUAAAUGUGACAUGGCGUCUUACACGGAAGAUUGUUAACAAAUUUACUUUGAUGUUGUUUUUAUGACAAUUAUUCUGCAUAAGGGCCAUAAUUGAAGCCGGAUAUUAUUCCUAGAGACUUGCAUUGAUGGUAAUGCAUGCUAGGAAACCUCAAAGGAUCAGCGAUGGGUAUUUCGAGAAACACCAGACCCAUCCUUAUCAGGUAACCCAGAGCAGACCUCAACGCAGCCUCCUAACGAUGAAUCUUACAACGGUCGUGAAUGCAGAUUCAACUCAUCUGAAAAAUUCGAAGUAUUCAAAAGGAAACUAUGCUGAUCGCUGUAAAGACGAAAGAAUGCGGGACUCUCCUAACGGAAACUCCUAUCGUUCGGACAGUCCAGACUCCGAAAGCCCGAGAGACAGAACUUAUCAAAACAAGAGUUCUUUCAUCCAGAAAGUACGGGACAAGGAGAGAGAAAAUAGAGACUACAAAUCGAGAGAUAAAUAUUCAGAUUGUGUCCGGUCUCCUAAGGACAAGCGUUCAAGAGAAAGUAGAGACUCUGAACAUCGGACCAAUCAUGAUAGGAAUAGUACGGAGGAUAAGAGAGAAGACAGAGAUCGGGUGUUACGGGUAGGCGAUUGGUCAGAGCAUCUGAGUUCCUCGGGGAAGAAGUACUACUACAACUGUAAAACAGAGGUGUCACAAUGGGAGAAGCCGAGAGAGUGGUUGGAGAGGACAAGAGCCUUGCCUCCGCACCCCCUCACUCCUACUUACAACAGCGGGUCUAGCCGGACAGAAGAUAAACAUUCCAACUCGCGCAGCGGGCUGAAGAGCACCAGCACACGGGGACUGGACAAGCCUUGUCGAGACCCCAACUACUGGCCUUCUGAGACGCCUGAUGGUCUGGAGAAUCAGACUACGCAGGACAUGGAGAUAUGCUCGGGAGACAGCACGCCGACUUCGGAAGCGUCGUACGCCCACGCCAUCACGACGCCGCUGCCCGUGGAUCCCCAAUCAGCCAACGCCCCCGGCCCCCCUGGUGACAUUGCGCCACUCAAAGUGGACGUCAACAGUACAAGUCUGGACCCAGGACCACCGACACCCACCCACUCGGAAAGUCAAGACUGUGUAGACGCCAGGAAACUGGCUAGUCCGCCCAGCAGUCUGAGCUGUCUGCAGAGCCUGGCGGUGGGCGCAGGUGCCUCGUCCCUAGCUGCCCUCACCCCCUCACUGGCCAACCACUACCGAGAUGACCUCGUAAACCACGUACGUGGUUGGCCGGCAGACGUCUGCGAGAAACAGGCGCAAAAACUAAGUGAGGAGGCUCACGGUCUGGGCAGCCUCCAAUGUACCAGAGUCUCGGCUGAUCUCAAGUCUGCCAGGUCCAUCGUCAGGCUCACUGAAAUACAGGCUACGUUACAAGAACAAAGGGUAUUAUUUCUUCGCCAGCAAAUCAAGACUCUAGAAGAACUGAAAUCACAAAACUCGUUCAUGGCCGAUGACUGUUAGUGAGACAUGGCCUGCAUUUUUUAAAUUGUAUUAUAUAUUUUUCCUGAGGCCGUGGCUUAAAUUUAUAUUUAUACAUACUAUAUAUAUUCUACACACUGACGCCCGUGACUGCUGAUCACUUGAGUUUUGAGUGAUAAAAUUGUAAGAAAUUCCCAUUGAAAGUCUUUUAUUAAAAAUUCUCCUCUAGCGAAUGUUAAAAAUAAGGAUUUUGUUCUAAGUCCGUGAUCAAUGUCUUUUUCUCACACUGUCUCUUACAGAGAUGUAUGAAAAUCGCUAAAUAUUUUUUAUUGUUUUUGUCAGCGUUACAUGUAAAUAUAAAACCGUUUUUAUGGAACGUAAAGGACUAGUCUUCUUGAAAAAUUUUUUGCUUUAGCUGUUUAACUAUUUGUAUGUAAAUUAUAAUUAUUUAUCCGAUUUAUAAUGAGAUCAAUUUUAAUUUUCUUAAUAGUUAAUUUAUGUAUUUUCUAAUACCGGUAGUUAUUUGUUUUUCGAGUACCGAAAUGCAAGAGACUUUGUUUUCACUCGGUAUAUUGUUGGCUCUGUAUUCAAUGGAUAAUGGUCCUGUACAUUAGUAAAUGCAGUUUGUUAUUUUGUUUCUCAACGUAUUGUUGUUACCCCCGAGAGUGAGUGCAGAGGCAAGUCACUUGUCUCACAUGUGUUUGUUAGUAUAAUUGUAUAUUUAUGAGUAAACUAUUCUUAACAGUGACACAAUCUAACGCAGAUGUAGGUUUCUAUGUAUGAGAGUCGAAUGUGUCUGAGGGGGUAGCUAAUAAAAAUUUAAAGUGAAAA
This is a messenger RNA of Macrosteles quadrilineatus (aster leafhopper), 2310 nucleotides long. RefSeq names its product WW domain-containing adapter protein with coiled-coil homolog (gene wcy). The record is from RefSeq and is a predicted model, not a curated record. Gene Ontology annotation, cellular component: nucleus. Gene Ontology annotation, biological process: positive regulation of TORC1 signaling; regulation of autophagy. The coding region runs from base 160 to 1521 and encodes 453 amino acids. NCBI's taxonomy places the organism in Eukaryota, Metazoa, Arthropoda, Insecta, Hemiptera, Cicadellidae. Gene Ontology annotation, molecular function: chromatin binding; RNA polymerase II complex binding. The transcript has 10 exons.